GACACAAGUUAACUAUAUUAUUUGGAGAUCUGUAGACAGCCUGCAAAAUAUUCUUAUUGAUUCCGGCGAGAAAUUCGAAACUUUCUUGCAGCAGGAGCUCUUGGGUGAGACUGCCCCGUCGUCUAGAGAUCUCACCUGCAUUCAAUAUGUGUCACAAGCUUUCUACCUGGUCAUGUAUCGCAUACUGUAUGAGAAGCAUCUUUCUCUGGAGAAAUUACAGACGGUGAAGGCCAUAUUAACAGAAUUUAAGGCGCUGUUGUAUACUCGGCUUUUUGGAAACACAUGGAUAAACAGAAGAGACUACAUUGAUGAAAAGAUUGAAUCAAUAUCAACAAGUGUAAUGUAUCUCAAAGAGGCAACCAACACAACCUUUGUGGAAGCCUUUUAUGUAAAUGUGACGAUUGACGAGAGCAACUUCAUAAACAACGUUAUUUCAAUCAAGAAAGACGCCUUUGCUAAACUUCUCAAAAGCACUAUGGAUUACACCAAAGCUGUAGACCCAACACGACCUCAAGAGUUCCUCAUGAUGCUAAUCUCCCAUUUGCCAGAAAUGCAAUUAACCUCAGUCGCGGUUCAGCGUCCGCUUUUUUGUUGA
Molecule: messenger RNA, 595 nt
Organism: Candidula unifasciata
Lineage: Eukaryota; Metazoa; Mollusca; Gastropoda; Stylommatophora; Geomitridae
Source: the annotation of a GenBank genome assembly